GUCCUAAAAAACAGAAAAAUUAUUUACUGAAAAAUAAACAACAAAAAAUGCGUCUCUCCCAACCAAUUGUCCAAUGCGGCAAUAUUCAAACAGCAAAUGACAACAAAAAUGCCAGACGCCGUUCCCAUUCUGCAACUCGUUCAUUCACCGAUUCAACAGUGAAUUUUAUGGGGAGAAUUGGGCAAAGUCUUAGGAUUGCUUCAUCGUCAACCAAUCGAAAAAGACUGCAAAAUAAACAAGAAAAAGUAAAAAAAAAAUUAUUUAAGAGACCGACCUGA
This is a messenger RNA of Meloidogyne enterolobii, 278 nucleotides long. The record is from the annotation of a GenBank genome assembly. NCBI's taxonomy places the organism in Eukaryota, Metazoa, Nematoda, Chromadorea, Rhabditida, Meloidogynidae.